AUGGCUGCUUCGAUGGCAACCCGAUCAGCUUUACAACCAAGCACAUUGCCAAAAGUACUACCUUCCUCUUCCUCUAUGCUUUCUCAAUACCGUGGAUUCGCCUCUUCAGCUGACCCAUACGAUGUAAUUAUCGUUGGAGGUGGUCCAGGUGGAUACGUUGCUGCUAUCAAAGCAGGUCAACUUGGACUUCGUACUGCUAUCGUUGAAGGUCGCGGCGCUUUGGGAGGUACUUGUUUGAACGUAGGAUGCAUUCCUUCAAAAGCCAUGUUACACAACUCCAACUUAUACCAUGCCGCCAAACACGAUUUCAAAGAUCGUGGUAUUGACGUCUCAGAUCUAAAGCUAAACUUGCCGCAAAUGCUAAAGAACAAGGAAAAGGCAGUUUCAGGAUUAACAAAAGGUGUUGAAGGAUUGAUCAAGAAGAACAAAGUCGAUUACGUCAAAGGAUGGGCAAGCUUUGCAGGUCCUACAUCACUAAACAUCAGCCUUACAGAAGGUGGCGAAACACAAAUUGAAGGAAAGAACAUCAUCAUUGCAACGGGUAGUGAAGUGACACCUUUCCCAGGUAUGGAAUUCGAUGAGAAAUCAAUCGUCAGUUCAACAGGUGCUUUGGAUCUCGAAAAGGUUCCCGAAAAGAUGAUCGUUAUUGGUGGAGGUGUUAUCGGUCUAGAAAUGGGAAGUGUUUGGAACAGAUUAGGUGCCAACGUUCAAGUUGUUGAAUUCUUGAGCAGCAUUGGUGGAGCAGGUAUUGAUGGCGAAGUUGCCAAAUCUUUCCAAAAGAUUCUGCAAAAGCAAGGUGUUCAAUUCAAACUCGGUACCAAGGUUAUCGAUGCCGAAAAGAAGGACGGCAAGGUCUACCUAAACGUCGAAGAUGCAAAGAGCGGAAAGAAGGAACAAUUAGAUGCUGACGUCGUUUUGGUUGCUAUUGGCCGUCGCCCAACCGUCAAGAACUUGAACUUGGAAGCAAUCGGUGUCGAACUUGAUAACAAGGGACGUGUGAUCGUCGACGAUGAAUUCAACACAACAUGCAAGGGUGUUAAAUGCAUCGGUGAUGCUACUUUCGGACCCAUGUUAGCACACAAAGCUGAAGAAGAAGGUAUUGCUGCAGUUGAAAUCAUCAAGCACGGCCAUGGUCACGUUAAUUACGAAACCAUUCCAUCAGUCAUUUACACCCACCCCGAAGUUGCUUGGGUAGGAAAGAGCUCGGAAGAAUUGAAGAAGGAUGGUGUCAACAUCAAGGUGGGAACUUUCCCAUUCAUGGCCAACUCUCGUGCAAAGACUGUGUUGGAUACCGAUGGAAUGGUCAAGGUUAUCACCGAAGCUGAAACCGAUAAGAUUUUGGGUGUUCAUAUCAUUGGACCAAAUGCCGGUGAAUUGUUGGCAGAAGCUGUUUUGGCAAUGGAAUACGGAGCAUCUUCAGAAGAUGUUGCAAGAACUUGCCACGCACACCCAACUAUGAGUGAAGCAAUCAAGGAAGCCAUGCUUGCUGCUCACUUCAAAGCCAUCCACAUGUAA
Molecule: messenger RNA, 1515 nt
Organism: Meira miltonrushii
Lineage: Eukaryota; Fungi; Basidiomycota; Exobasidiomycetes; Exobasidiales; Brachybasidiaceae
Product: dihydrolipoamide dehydrogenase
Exons: 1
Coding region: 1-1515 (504 amino acids)
Cellular component (GO): mitochondrion; oxoglutarate dehydrogenase complex
Molecular function (GO): dihydrolipoyl dehydrogenase (NADH) activity; flavin adenine dinucleotide binding
Source: RefSeq, a predicted model, not a curated record